UAUGUAAUGCUAUAUAUAUACCAAGGUCAGGUUGACAAGUUGAAGAACGAGGUGAACUAGUCUGACGUAGAUCUAAACGAUUGAACUUUGCCCAAUGUUUUCGACGGCGGUAAUACCCAAACUCUGAUGUAAUGAUCCAUAUAUACACACAAGUAAUGUGUACGUAGAGUCCGCUCAUCGUCGUCAGGGUCUUACUCAACCGCUGUUGGUGAUUGUCUUGGUAUCAAGUUUCUUUACCCUCUGAGUCUGCUGUCGUUGUCAGAGCGUUCAUUAAACAAAGGUACAGGGAAAUCGAAAUGAGAAGUCAUGAUCACGACACAGAGUCUCCAUACGCCCGUUAAUCAUAUGACUUUGGCGCUGUUCUCAGUCUUGGUAAUAGCAGCACACGCAGGCGUUACCAGCGUACAGAGUCUCCGCUGUGUUAGAUGGGAUGGUGGUCAGUGUGUGGAGUGUUACUAUGGGAGGUAUGGGCGUCAGUGUGAGAGGACAUGUACCAACUGCUGGACCACUGGGUGUUAUAAGGAUACGGGGAUCUGUGAACAGUGUGUGCCGGGUAAACACGGAAGACACUGUAGCACUAGAUGUCCUGACAACUGUAGACCGGGUAGGGACGGGACUGUGAACUGUGAUCGUUAUAGUGGGAGAUGCCAGGAGGGGUGUAGGGUAGGUUGGUGGGGAGACACGUGUAAUGAUCAAUGUAAUAGUAACUGUGAGGGUGGAGCAUGCCAUCAAACAUCAGGUCAUUGUAUCGGUGACUGUAGGGCGGGAUGGCAUGGCCAAAGCUGUCAUAAAAGAUGUUCUGUUGGUUGUGUAAGUGACACAUGCGCAUGUAUAACAGGGAAAUGUCAGGACGGGUGCAAGCCUGGGUAUUUUGGUGAAACGUGUGAAGAAGAAUGUGAUGCCAACUGUAUGGAUGGUGAGUGUGAUAUGAAUGGGAGGUGCGGAGCUUGUGAAGACGGGUUUAGAGGCAACACUUGUCAUGAAACAUGCCCGAUAAACUGCUUGAUAUGUGAACAAGACACGGGAAGCUGUACAAAAUGUAAAAUGAGAUGGACUGGAAUUUCCUGUACUGACAGAACAACAUCAGAGACUGGCCAAAAUCCCCUGAUUAAAUCACAAAAUUCUCAAGAUUCACCCAUAGGUGUCGGAUGCGAGACAAGCUGCGGUGACGCAUUGCUACUCAUGGUUUCUGUUAUGGUUACUUUAUUGACAAACAUUGAUGUUUCAUAUAACAUUGGUAUAGUAGCCAACAUAUUUAUAGCUUAUUUUCUUGCAAUACAGAAGCUUUUACAAUCGAAUUAUGACGCAUGUCUAAAGAGAGCAUAUCAUGGUUAUACACUGGUUAUACACAUAUUUGUAAAUUGGCGGUUCCAAAGGCCGUCAAUAUCAAGUGUACAUCCAGCACAGACCAGAUAAAUAUUGUCAACGAAUAUUAUCAAUGCUCUCAUGUUUAAAUUUUGCUGUAACAAUUGAUAUCAUAUGAUGUAAUGUCUGAGUGUGUCUGAUUAGAUAGGCUAUUAAGACAGCUUUAUAGCUGCAGUGUACAUGACUGUCUAUGCGUGCAUAUGAUCACCAUGUCACUUGCCGCAUGUUUUGUUCUGAAAUGUUUUACUGUGUCAACUCUACGAUACCCAUCUGUGAUAUUUGUGAUGAAUGUUGUUUUCUACAAUUUAUAGUUUAAAGGUAGUCGUAAUGUAAUGUCUACUUUGAUCUCAUUUACACAACCAUGUAUGUUUUUGUGUAAGAGAAAUAACAAAAUGCUCAAAGCCUUAUCACCGCAAUGUAAAAUACAAGCAACGUUUAAUAUUGGGAUAGCAAGUCAAGUGUGUAGGAUUUCAUUACUCUGAAAAUAAAGAUAUAAUUUUAAAAACACCUGGUUGAAGUCACUAUUAGCUCGUAAUUUCACCACCUUGAAAAGCAAGAUGAUUUCUGUCAUUUUGUUGAAUGUUGUCCAAUGUGUAAUCCGAUUCUCAGACUGGGUGCUUUUAUCUGUUUACUGGAGUGUGUAAAAUUAUACUCCAAGCCAGAAUGUUUUCAUAUUCAUGUUUUGCAUGUUUUGCUUGUGGCAGUUUGAAAUCUAACAAAACAUAAUGUUUGUUCAGAAAAUGGGGAUUUUAUACCGCUUGAAUCAAUCCAAUAUCAAAUGACCGAGAUAAGGAAAACAUGCUGUUGUGCUUCAGUGCAUUUCUGGGGACACUUUGUUGUGUAAACAUUGUGUAAUAUGAAUGAAUAUAUAUAAUAUUUA
Molecule: messenger RNA, 2245 nt
Organism: Haliotis rufescens (red abalone)
Lineage: Eukaryota; Metazoa; Mollusca; Gastropoda; Lepetellida; Haliotidae
Product: scavenger receptor class F member 1-like
Exons: 5
Coding region: 307-1416 (369 amino acids)
Molecular function (GO): scavenger receptor activity
Source: RefSeq, a predicted model, not a curated record